AUGUCUUUGGCCACCAUACCAAUCAAAACUACAUCAAAAGAGUUCAUCAAGAGGUCCAUAGUCUUUGAGAUAGUGGCUGGGUUGGAGACCCACCAGCCGCAUGGUGGCUCACCAAACGGGCAUAGAGAGUUGACUGCAGCAAGGUGUACUGCUUAACUAGGAUGUGGCCCUAAUUGGAGAGUGGCUUUAGGGUGGAGUACGCUUCCAACAGCAGGCAUUCCCUUCAACAUGUUACAGAAGAUAAUGUGGAGACAGAGAUGGGCAGUAUCUCUGUUAUACGUAUUUGAAAUACAUAUUUCAAUGACUUUUUACUAUUUUGUCAUUUGUAUUGCACUGGCCUGAACUACAAUCCUAUGUAUUUGGAACAAGAUACUUUUGAGACCUGUAAUUUGUAAAAACAUUUUGUUGUUGUAAAAUACAACAUAUUUUUCUAUACCAUUCUUUAUAGGGGUUGGACAUUUUGUGUUCCCCUUUCAUCCUGCAUUGGUAUCAGAAGUCUGAUGGCACUAUGGUUUGAUAAAGUGACUAGUAAAUGACAAAAAUGUGUACUCUGUAUGUAGAGGGGGUGUGGUUUCUUUGAUAAGGAAGUGUGACAGAUUUUUUGGUAGUCGGCAGAGAUAGUUUGUAUUUAUGUUACAUGCAUUUGAAAUACAUAUAUUAAUUACUUCUGAGUAUUUAGUCAUUUGAAUUAUGCUGGGAUGAACUACACUCCAAUGUAUUUUGAAAAUACAAAAUACCUUUCCAUACCAUUUUUUAUAGCGGUUCACAUCUUGUGGCCCCUCUUUCACCCUGCAUUGGUAUCAGAAGUCUGAUAGCACUAUGGAGUGAUAAGAGCGUCUGCUAAAUGAACCAAAUAAACACGUAAAAAAGAACAGUUGAAAAGCAUGCUGGGUAUUAUAAUAAUGAGCUCUGCACCCAAAAGAAGGCCAAUAAUAAUACCCAGUGUGCUUUGCAAUUGUUCAUUAUUACAUUGUCAUUUUAGUCAUUUAGCAGAGACUCAUAUCCAGAGAGACUUACAAUCAGUGCAUUCAACUAAGGUAGAUGAACAAUCUCAUAUCACAGUAUAUCCAGAGACUUACCAUCAGUACAUUCAACUAAGGUAGAUGAACAAUCUCAUAUCACAGUCAUAGAAAGUUAAAAGGUGUUUUCUUCCUUCACUGAGAAUGUUGUUGUAGUGAAGGUGUGUACUAGCAAAUGUAUUUACCUGUAUGUAUUUGUAUUUUAUCUACAUACAACUGCAAAAGUAUUUUGUAUUUUAGUUUGAUACAUUAGUCUUUAGAGUAUCUGGUAUUUUUAACAAGAUCCAUUUUUGUUGUACAGUAUAUUUUGCCCAUCUCUGUGUUGAUAUAUCGUCUCUCAGUGACUAACUGAUUUGGUUAUGGCUACCUAGAUUAAUGUGGAGAUCACAACACCCUUCUCCCCCGACAGAGUCAUCAGUAAGCACACACACGGCACACACACAGAGACAGACAGACACACACACUCACACACACAGACACACACACACAGACACACACAGACACAGACACACACAGACACACACAGACACACACACGGACAGACAGACAGACAGACAAACAGACAAACAGACUCACACACACACACAGACACACAGACAGAGACACACACACGCACAGACUCACACAGACACAGACACAUACACGACACACACACACAGACACACACACACAUACACACACACACAGACACACACACAUGCACAAAUACCAUCCACAUCAAUGAGCCAGUCAAUGUUAAUGUCUCUCUCUCUCCCUCUCUCUCUCUGUUUCCCUCCCUCUCCCCUCCUCUCCUCUCUCAGUGCUGGAUCAUGCGUGUGCGGCCCUGUCUGUCCUGGUAGCGGGCCUGUCUGAGGUCCACAGGAAGGGCUAUCCUCUGACGGAGCAGGCCCUGUCAGGGAAGGUGCUCCAGGUGUCCGCCAUGGCCUGCUUCCAGCUGGCUCCCCAGUACAUCCUACUGGGGCUGGCUGAGCACGUAUUUCUGACACACCUAUUGCUGCUACAUUGUUCGUACACAGAGACAAACUGGGUUUGAGAUUUCUAAUGUCAAUGGACACCAUAUGUAGUUAGGAUGAAGUUAGAAUGUGGAGUUUUGGAACCAACUGCCAACACGGAGGAUAGUAUUCUGAACUCUGGAAGCUAGGGUUAGGAUGCCCCCUACUGGUGUAUUAGAGACAGACAAGAGACGUUUGAACCAAAUGAAUGCUUCUUUCUCUUCCCAGCCUUCCUCUCUUCUCUGUUCCAGGCUCUGUGAUCUCCUUCCACCUGACACCCAGUCAUAUCAGAGGCAACUCCCUGCACUUCCUCCCCCUGUCCUACAGAGGGAGCUGUUUCCUGGGAGCCCUCAUCAUCCAGCUGGUCUACCUACUCUCUGGAGGUAAAGGCUUCACUUACAGAUGCAUCAUCGUAACCAUAGAAACUGAAGAGGAACAUACAUUCAUGUUGGAAUGGUUGAUGGGGGUCUGUCUGCAUUAUGGGGAUUCAGUCCUAUGGCCACUGAUAGCACUGUUCUCCAGUCCAACUACAGGUAACUUGUACCCAAACACACUGCAUGAAGGGAAUCUGGAGCAUUUCUUCUUCUUCUUAGCCAUGUUGAUGACCAUAAACACUCUGGUGUUCUGGUGGAUAUCUUCCAGGUACAGUAUGAGAACCUCUCAUGUAUCAAUAUAGUCACUGUAGAUGAGACAGAGGACAUGAGGAGGAGAGGAAGCCAUUAGAGUUCUUUCAGUCUUGGACUUCAAGAUUUUCAGUCAAACAAAUUUGAGAUUUUCCUUGACCCCUUGAGGUGACCUGAACAACGUUUCAAUAUAGUCUGUGCAGAUGAGACAGAUGACAAUAUUGAGACAGGUGACAGUAUUGAGACAUGUGACAGUAUUGAGACAGAUCCACCCUAGCAGUCUCUCCUCCCCUGUGUCCCAGGUACCUAGACCUGAGUGUGGUGCAGUGUAGAGGAGUAGGAAGCAGCCUUCUGGCAGAGAAACUCCUGCAGUACAAGACCUGCCUGUGA
Messenger RNA from Coregonus sp. 'balchen', 3024 nucleotides. The record is from the annotation of a GenBank genome assembly. Lineage: Eukaryota; Metazoa; Chordata; Actinopteri; Salmoniformes; Salmonidae.